Messenger RNA from Penicillium brasilianum, 765 nucleotides. Lineage: Eukaryota; Fungi; Ascomycota; Eurotiomycetes; Eurotiales; Aspergillaceae. The record is from the annotation of a GenBank genome assembly.
AUGGGCCAUCCCGGCCCUCGUUUCCCGGGCCCCGGGCUGAAGGAUGGAGUGGUGGUCGCUCGGUGCAUGGCUCGGGCCGGUGUGGACGUGACCUUUCAUGGCGUAAAUGCACACGCGGGAAAUGCGCCUUGGUUGGGCCGUAACGCGCUGGAUGCAGUGGUCGCGGCAUACACAAGUAUUGCCAUGCUUCGCCAGCAGACUAUCCCGAACCAGCGUAUCCAUGCCAUCAUCUCCAAGGGCGGUGACAAACCCAAUGUUAUUCCGCACUUGACCGAAAUGCAGCUUUUCGUCCGGAGCGAAACGGAUGCCGAUAUGGAGAAGACGUGCCAGCGGAUUGUCGAUGCCUGCGAAGGUGCUGCUAAGGCGGCGGGUUGUUCGGUCGAGUUCAAGUGGCUAGAGAGUUACAAGGAUCUCCAAUGUAGUGACACCAUUGCGGAUAAGUUCUAUGCACACUCCCAAAGCCAGGGCUUGGAUUAUCUUCGUUCUAUGUCGACCGUAAGUGGAGCGUCUACGGACCAAGGAAACGUUAGCUAUGCACUACCUAGUUUGCAUCCAGGCUUCUCCAUCGACGUCCAAAGUGCCCAGAUUGGCCCUCAUCAUCCCUUGUUUGAACGAGCGGCUGGCUCUCGCUCCGGGUUCGAGAAUUCGCAGAAGUUUGCCAGCGCCAUGGCGGCUACUGGAUUGGAAAUUCUUCAAGACGGCGAUUUGCGGAAGCAAUUGUGGGCGGAGCACAAAGAACGAUUUUCUGCGCUGAAUUCGGAGUAG